AUGUCGGAGAAGAGCGUUCAUCUUCCGCGGGAACUUAUAGAGGAAAUCCUGUUGAGGUUGCCGGUGAAGACUCUACUACUCUGCAGGUGCGUCUGUGAGUCAUGGCUUUCCCUUAUCUCUGGUCCCGAUUUCGCAACUUCACAUUUUCAACUUGCAGCCUCAACGCCUGCCAAUAAACUUAUAUUCGUAGAAAGUUAUCCCGCUCCUGAAACCCUAUCCAUAGAUUUUGAUGCAUCACUCACCGAUGAUUCAUCAUAUUCUUUGCUAAGCCUUGAUUUUUUCGGUCUCCGAUCUCGUCGUGAUAUUGUUGGUUCUUGUAGAGGGUUUUUGUUUCUGCAGUGUGACUCACGCUUCUACCUAUGGAAUCCAUCCACAGGUGUUCACAAACACAUACCUUCCUCUAAUAUAACUAUGGCCCACACUUAUCGUUUUGUCUGUCUUUUGUGUGGCUUCGGAUACGACCCAUCAACCGAUGAUUACUUAUUAGUUUUUGUGUCACACAAAUACAACUAUGAUCCAUAUGAUCCAUUUUCUAUUGACUUAAUGAUUUUCUCAUUGAGAGCUAACAAGUGGAAGCAAAUUGAUUCUGGUUCUCAUUUUCCUUAUGUUAUUAAUGAUGGACAUCUUCCUAGAGCCGGGUUGCUCUUGAAGGAAGUUAUUCAUUGGGUUGCUUUUAAUUUUGAGACUUCAAGGUAUGCUAUUAUUGCCUUUGAUUUAAAGGAAACCAAAAUGUCAGAGAUUGCUCUGCCGGAUGAAUUUAAUUUGAGUGUUAGUAACACUUCUUCUAUAAAAUAUGAUUUGUUGGUAAUUGGAGGACUUCUUAGUGCAUGGAAUGUUGAGAAGUAUACAAUUGAGAUAUGGGUCAUGCAAGAAUACAAACUACAUUCAUCUUGGACUAAGACUCUUAAUUUCUCUUUUCAUUCUGCUAUGGAAUUUUCACCAUUAUGCUUUACAAAGUGUGGCAAUAUAGUUGGAACAGUUCGUGGUGGUGGAUUAGCAAAGUUUAAUGACAAAGGACAGCUAGAGUAUCUCUCUUAUGGUAACCGUUACUUCAAAAGAUCCAAAAUGACGGUAUAUAGAGAGUCUUUGCUUUCACUCCCUAGUGGCUCUAGAUGA
Messenger RNA from Lathyrus sativus (Indian pea), 1116 nucleotides. The record is from the annotation of a GenBank genome assembly. NCBI's taxonomy places the organism in Eukaryota, Viridiplantae, Streptophyta, Magnoliopsida, Fabales, Fabaceae.